AUGAAAAAAUAUAAUAUUGUUUUAUUUAAAGAUAUACCAAAAGUUUUAUUAGAUAAAUUAAACUCACGUUUCAAUGUUGAACAGUUUAAAGUUGUCGAUAAAAAUAAUUUAGAAUUGUUUAAUAACAAGGUAAUGAAAUCAGAUGCAAUCAUUGGAGCAAAUUGGCCAAUAUCAACUGCGCUAGUAGAGAAAUCACCAUCAUUAAAAGCAAUCUCAGCAUUAACUGUAGGCUAUGAUGCAUAUCCAUUGGAAAUAUUAAAUAAAAGGGGUAUUGCAUUGAUGAAUACACCAAAUGUAUUAUCAGAUUCAUUGGCUGAUAUGGCAAUUGGUUUGAUGUUAUCAUCUGCCAGAAGAAUUGUAACAAGUAAUGAAAGAGUCAAGAACGGAGAAUGGGUACAUGGCGUUGGCGAUUCGGUCACCUCCAAUUGGUUUGGUGAAGAGGUCCAUCAUAAAAAAGUGGGCAUUGUAGGAUGUGGUAGAAUUGGUGAAAUUGUCGCUAAACGUUGCUUUGGUUUUGAUAUGGAUAUUAGUUAUUACACAAGAACUAGACAUCCAUCUGUCGAAGAGAACUACAAUGCUAAACAUGCAUCAUUGGAACAAAUAAUCAAAGAAUCUGAUUUCAUUAUCAAUUUAUUACCAUUAAGUAAAGAAACAGAACAUCUCUUCACAUACGAACAAUUUAAACAAAUGAAAAGAACAGCUCAUUUUAUUAAUGUGGGUAGAGGUAAAACAGUUAAAGAAGAUGAUUUAGAAAGAGUAUUACAAGAAAAGUUAGUUGCUGGUAUUGCAUUAGAUGUUUUUGAAAAAGAGCCUCUUCCAAAGCAAUCACCAUUAAUGAACCACACCUCAUGUAUUUUAUCUCCCCAUGCAGGUAAUGCCACAAAAGAAACAAACUAUUUAAUUGCAGAGUUGGCCGUCAACAAUUUAAUUAAUGCUUUGGAUGGAUCAAGUUUCGAUAAUUGUGUCAAUUUUAAAGAUAUUAAAGAUAAAAGUCCAUUGAUUAAUAAUAAAAACAAAGGUGCUUAA
Messenger RNA from Dictyostelium purpureum, 1026 nucleotides. RefSeq lists its product as uncharacterized. Gene Ontology annotation, molecular function: NAD binding; glyoxylate reductase (NADPH) activity; hydroxypyruvate reductase [NAD(P)H] activity. Bases 1 to 1026 code for a protein of 341 amino acids. Gene Ontology annotation, cellular component: cytosol. The record is from RefSeq and is a predicted model, not a curated record. NCBI's taxonomy places the organism in Eukaryota, Evosea, Eumycetozoa, Dictyosteliales, Dictyosteliaceae. The transcript has a single exon.